AUGGCGGGCAUACGGAGAAUGGAUGGACUUCAACAGCAGGACAGUCCUCCAGUGACUGAAGAGAAACUGAAGCCCUUACUGGAGGAUCCCCGCCGUAACAUUGCAGGAGAUAUCAACUCAUUUAAAGAUGAAAUCCAUGGGGUAUCUGUGUGCCUGCAUGACACUGAAAUUAACACUGCUGCCCAAGAGAGCCGCAUUACUGGGUUAGAAAAUGAACUGACUACACUCAAACAUGACCUGGCUCAAACCCA
Messenger RNA from Pelobates cultripes (western spadefoot toad), 251 nucleotides. NCBI's taxonomy places the organism in Eukaryota, Metazoa, Chordata, Amphibia, Anura, Pelobatidae. The record is from the annotation of a GenBank genome assembly.